This is a messenger RNA of Bacidia gigantensis, 1089 nucleotides long. RefSeq lists its product as uncharacterized. Lineage: Eukaryota; Fungi; Ascomycota; Lecanoromycetes; Lecanorales; Ramalinaceae. Bases 1 to 1089 code for a protein of 362 amino acids. The transcript has 2 exons. The record is from RefSeq and is a predicted model, not a curated record.
AUGUAUCUAGACAAGCCUUUACCACUAACGCCAGGCCGCUUGGCUCUUACUCCAAGUCCAUUAGGUUCGGCACCGCUAGCAGCGAAGGAUCCUUUCUUCACAGAAUGGAAAGCACCAGUGUUUAAGCCGCCAAAGAAGAAGAGGACAACUCGGCAAGUAAAGAACAACACAAUCGAGCUUUCGGAAGAUAAUGGUUGGGGCAUUUUGCAAGAAGGACCGCGGGACAACAAAUUUUACAGCAUCAUAGACCCAAGCCAACGAUUUGAAGCAGAGGAUUACCAGGCUUUGAUUGGAUCCAUGACUCCGGAUUCUCCAGUUUCGAAGUACAGCCCCUUCCGUCGUUCAUUCUCAGACUACGAACCAAGUCCAAUAUCACGGCCCACGUCGCCUGACCCACCUUCACCAGACCUGACCUCUCCAAGCUUAAUGUCACCACGGAUCAGUGAUGUACUCGAUCAGCCAAUGAUGCCAGAGAUCUUUCAAUUUGAUGAGGUUGAUGAAGACGAUAUCAUCAAAGACAGAGGGCCUUGGGAGGGGACAGCGUACCUGAAGCCAAAUGGCGGGGCCGCGCACUCUUGUCUUGAGGAGAAGACCUACCCACAGCAUGAUCAAGAGCAGGAACAUGCAGAAGAACGUUCAUACUCGUUUGCGACAGAUGACGAUACGAAUGUUGACGAUCAUGCUGUAGCUAUGGCAGCGCUGGAAGGAGAGACAGGCCAACCAGAUUCACUGGUUCCGGACGAGCCAUUGCUUCGCCGGCCUUCUCGUUCGCCGCGAUACAAACCUGAUCAUAUAUUCAGGACACCUGCCAUUGGUAUGACACCGUACCAAUUGUAUGGCGUCAAGGCUCUCGAGUCGCCGAAGAAACACUCCAAAUCUCGGGAUGGCAAAAAACACAAGCCUAGAUUUGGAAGUCAGUCCUCUACGAACUCUGAUUCAGCUAUGAAGAGCGAUCGUUUCAGGGGGAAUCGGUUGAUCGCGGCCUUUGAUAAUGGGGCGAAAAAACGGCAGAAGGAGGAGAAGAGGGAAGAGAGGAGGAGAAAUGUCAUUGCCCGCCAGGACAGGGCUGCGGAAUCGAAUCGAUUUUGA